AGGUCAUGAGGUACCACCGUCAUGUGACGACUUUCUCUUUCAGCUGUACAGUCCAUUACAUGUAACACACGAUGGGAUGCUGUUUUUCUGGUGAGAGUGAAGAAACCAAUCCGAAGACCCCGUUAAUUAAGGAGAAUAAAGGGGGUGGAUCUCAUUAUACUAGUCCCUCAAUGCCAACAGCGCCAUCUGCCAGGAAGUACAAAGUGCAGGAUCCACCACCGGAAAAGGACUUUUUAACUUCCAUUGAUUUGUUGGCAACAGCUGAUAUGAAGAACAUCAAGAUCCCUUCGCUAAAUAAGACUUUUCAGGAUCAAGGAAAAGUAUUUGAUGAAAUAUUCCAGCAGUUUCAGAAUAUGAGAGAAAGCUUGAACAACUUCAAAUCACAUUUUACUGCUGAGACAGAUGGCAUACCUGUACUGUCAAGGUGUAUGCAGAUACUUACACAGAGGUGUGGAAAUUGUAAGUUAACGGUGGAGAGGCGGAAGUAUAGCGUUGUGAUUGUCUACGAGAACCAGGAUGUAAUGCGCAAUAGUACAACUAAUCCACAACAGGUCCUGGACUGUUUACAGCUUUUUAAUUCAUUCAACAAAAAUAUUCAAAAAAUUUUAGAAAGGGCACCGGAAGUAGAAAAUUCUGCCAAAAUUUUACUGGACGACGAAGAUAACAUGCGGAAAGAAGUGUCAAAAGCCGAUCUUCCGGGUACAGAGGGACCGGAAGCUAUGAAGAUGUGUAAUGAAAACAUUCACAAACUGAGAAAAAUGAACAGUCAUUUGAAAACCAUAAAAAGUCACACAGAACGAACUAUGAAGGAGGUGAUAGAGGCCUCCAAAGCUUUAUUCAAUGACACGAAUCCAUAGCGUUAAAGUAUAUCAAUAGUUAUCGUAUACAUUAUUAUGGUCAUAUUUUUUUAAGUUGUGUUAUCGAAUAUAUCAAAAUAUUUUUUUUA
Messenger RNA from Saccostrea echinata, 946 nucleotides. RefSeq lists its product as uncharacterized. The coding region runs from base 72 to 857 and encodes 261 amino acids. NCBI's taxonomy places the organism in Eukaryota, Metazoa, Mollusca, Bivalvia, Ostreida, Ostreidae. The transcript has 5 exons. The record is from RefSeq and is a predicted model, not a curated record.